AUCGAUUUGGACUAAUUCGUCUAUGUUCCUAUGAUGAUGAGUCAAUAAGGGAUUCUAAAGAUAAUGUAUAUACAGUUAUAUAUAUGGGUCAGUGAAUAAUUAUGGUAUCUAUUACAACUCUCAUUAAUAGUGGACUACUUUUAGUGGGGAAAUGGAUUUAUCAAGGUCUUGCGACCCAUCAACAAGUAGCAGAAGAACAAUAUAACAUUAUCAGAUUCUUAGGGGGUUCAGCGCCAUAUAUACAAUCUCCAGGGUAUGGUAUUUCCACAGAUUUUCCUAUGGGAUGUACAAUCGAACAGGUUCAAUUAUUAUCCAGACAUGGUGAAAGAUAUCCGACUCUAAAUAAAGGUAAUGAAUUUGAAAAAGUUCUUGAGAAAUUAUUAGAUCAUUCACAAGAGUAUAAGGGAUCUAUGGCAUUUUUGAAUGAUUAUGAAUAUUUCGUAACUGAUAAGUCCCAGUAUGCAUUAGAGACUACUCCUGAAAAUUCCGAAGGAACUUAUGCCGGUACUACAAAUGCAUUCAGACAUGGAGCCUAUUUCAGAAAUAGAUAUGACACAAUUUUCAAUUCGAGUCAGGAACUUCCAGUAUUCACUACGAAUUCGAAACGAGUUUUCAACACGGCUGAAAUUUUCACACAGGGUUUCCUAGGUGAAGAAUAUUCAAGGGAGAGAGUAAAGUAUAAUAUAUUUGCUGAAAGUGAAGAGCUAGGAGUCAAUUCAUUGACUCCAAGGUAUGCAUGUACUACCUACAAUAAAGAUGCUAAUAGUGACUUAGUAACCAGUUUUAGUAAAUUAUAUCUCACCAAUAUCCUUGCAAGGUUAAAUGAAGAGAAUCCAUUUUUAACAAUUGAUGAAGAUGAUGUAAAGACAUUGUUUGAUUUCUGUGCAUAUGAACUAAAUGUAAAAAGUACCUCCUCAUUCUGUGACUUAUUUACCACUGAAGAUUUUGCAUACUACGGUUAUGAUAACGACUUGGAUAAAUAUUAUUCUUCAGGACCGGGUAAUAAUAUGAGUGCUAUUAUUGGUUCAGUAUACUUAAAUGCAUCAUUAAAUUUGCUAAAGGACAAUUCUAAUCCAAAUAAGAUUUGGUUAUCAUUUACGCAUGAUACUGAUAUAGAUCAUUAUAUAAGUGCAUUAGGCAUCUUUACACCUGAACGUGAUUUGCCUCUCGACAGGGUCGAUUUUGAGAGACAAUAUUACCAUGCUUACUUAGUACCGCAAGGAGCAAGAUUUUAUACUGAAAAGCUUAAAUGUGGGGAAGAUACAUUUGUCCGUUACGUUAUAAACGAUUCAGUCCAACCCAUUCCUCAGUGCCAGAAUGGGCCCGGAUUCUCUUGUGAGAUUUCCGAGUACGAAUCAUUUGUUAAACAAGUAUUACAGAGUAAUAGUAUAGCAGGAUGUAGAGUACUGAAUCAUGUGGAUAAAGCUUUGACAUUCUUUUGGGACUAUCAAAGUAGAAACUAUACGGCGGAUCUCGAAUUGUAAAUACUUUUAAUAGAAUAUUAAAUACAGUCAAGUAAAAACGUGCGUUCCGAUCGAUAG
This is a messenger RNA of Scheffersomyces amazonensis, 1541 nucleotides long. Its product is annotated as histidine phosphatase family protein. NCBI's taxonomy places the organism in Eukaryota, Fungi, Ascomycota, Pichiomycetes, Serinales, Debaryomycetaceae. The transcript has a single exon. The coding region runs from base 102 to 1484 and encodes 460 amino acids. Gene Ontology annotation, cellular component: fungal-type cell wall. Gene Ontology annotation, molecular function: acid phosphatase activity. The record is from RefSeq and is a predicted model, not a curated record.